Molecule: messenger RNA, 2676 nt
Organism: Zingiber officinale
Lineage: Eukaryota; Viridiplantae; Streptophyta; Magnoliopsida; Zingiberales; Zingiberaceae
Product: pentatricopeptide repeat-containing protein At3g16610-like
Exons: 10
Coding region: 900-1841 (313 amino acids)
Biological process (GO): RNA modification
Cellular component (GO): intracellular membrane-bounded organelle
Molecular function (GO): RNA binding; protein binding
Source: RefSeq, a predicted model, not a curated record
CGGGAACCUAGACAUAACUGUGUCUUUCUCCUCUCCUCAUCACACGAUCUCUUCACGUUCCCUCUCCUCACACAAUCUCUUCUUCCCGAUCUCCUCACACAAUCUCCUCUUCCCGAUCUCCUCACACGAUUUUUGCCUUCCACCCCUUUGCACGAACCCCUCUCCUCAAAACUCCUCUCUGCCUAAACCUCUCUCGCUGAACAUCUCCGACGAACCCCUCUCUUGGAACCUCUCGUUCGAACUCCUCUCAGACUAACCCUCUCGUGGCUCAUCCUUUGCUCCUGUCGACUCGUCUCUCACUCUCUUGGCGGUUUCCUCGGCGAUCAAGCGAGAGGCGGCAUGGGAUUCUUUAGGAGCCUCACCCGACUGCCCGACCCAACUGGGUUCGGCUUCAGUUCCACAUCCAAGCAGGUCACUGAGGGCGUCGACGCUUCCAAGCAGACCGUCAUUGUCACCGGUUUGUCCAUCCCUAGGAUCUGGAGAAUCACUCUUUGAAAAUCUGUUCUUGCUUAAGCGAGCUUGGCUUUUUUCGAACUCUAGCUUGAUUCGUGUUUUGAUGCACAGAUCUGAUUUGUUUCCGACUUGAUUUUGGUGCCUAAUUCAUCCAAACUCCCACUCUUUCCUCGCUGCUCGUUUGGUGAUGGCUCCUUUUUAUAUUAAAAAAACUUUUAAAAUGUUAACUCUUAUUUUAAUUUACUAAUGUUGCUUGCUGAUCACUAUACUAAUAUUAUGUCAAUGAAUGAGAAUCUCUCUUCUAGAUUUUGCUGAUCGCCUACACCAAAAUUUUGGAUUCUUGCAUUCGUUUCAAAUUGCUCGAAGACGGCAAAGAGAUCCAUCACCGGAUCAUCAGUCACAGGUAUUUCGCCAGAAACUAUUCUCUUCUCGAAAAGAUUGUUCAGAUGUACAUAUCAUGCGGCGAGAUUGAGUCUGCCCGUCUCGCGUUCAACGAUUUACUGCAACCAAGUGUCUUCCUGUGGAACACCAUGAUCAGGGCUUACGCUUGGAAUGAGCCCUUUGGUCGUGCCGUUGAGCUAUACCAGAGAAUGCUCGAUACAGGAAUCGAGCCGAACAAGUUCACAUUUCCGUUUGUCUUGAAGACUUGUUCAGCUCUGGAGGCGCUUGCGGAUGGAAUUCUGAUACACGAACACGCCAAGAAGGCAGGGCUGGAACUAGAUGUGUUUGUGUCUACUGCUUUGCUCGACAUGUAUUUGAAAUGUGGCUGCUUAGAGGAUGCACACGAGGUGUUCUGCAGAAUGCCCCAAAAAGAUGUUGUUGCAUGGAACGCUUUGGUCUCUGGUUACGCACUGAAUGGGAGGUACCAAGAAGCAAUUCGUUGUCUUCUUCAAAUGCAACGGACAGGAAACAUACCGAACCCUUCCACAAUAGUGGCCCUCCUACCUAUCGUCGGCCAAGCGAAGGCCCUGAUACAAGGAAAAAGUAUUCAUGCAUUCUGUAUCAGAAGACGCAUCGAUAAAGGCGAUGUUCUGGUUAAUACUGCAUUGCUGGACAUGUAUGGAAAAUCCGAGUGCUUGGUUCGUGCUCGUAGAAUAUUCGACAGCAUGAGCUUCAGGAACGAGGUGACAUGGAGUGCGAUGAUCGGAUGCUACACUCUGUGUGGCAGGAUGGCGGAGGCAUUGCAAAUUUUCAGAAACAAUGCUGGCGUGAUGAACUGUCUUUAUAAACUCUCAGAAGAUGGUAUAGAGAUGCAAUUUGCUACAAAUCAUCUGGGUCACUUUUUGUUGACAAAUCUUCUACUUGAGAAAAUGAAAAAUACAGCAAAAGAGUCAGGAAUCGAAGGGCGUAUUGUGAAUCUAUCAUCUGUAGCUCACAUUGGGAUUUGAAAAUGGCAAUAGAAAAGAUUAUAAGUUGAGUCAAGCAUCAAGAAAUCAACUAAUUUUAGUGCCACAUAAUGUUGGUUAUCAUUGGAUUCUCACUAUCAUUGAUCCAUAUAAGGAAACAAUUUAUUUGUUGGAUUCGCUUAGUCAUCGCAUUCGUGACGAGGACUGGAAAUACGUAGUGGAUAUGAGCAUAAGAUUGCUUAAUUCAAACAAGGAAAAAAAAAGGGAAAAAACAUGUUACAUGGAAAGUAAUAAAGGGUCCUCGCCAACCAGAUUCGAAACAGUGUGGUUUUUAUGUGAUGAGAUAUAUGAGAGAUAUUAUUGAAGAAGUGGAAAUUAUCGAGAGAGAUUCACUUCGAUCAAUAUUCAUCAAAACGUAGUACUCUAGAGAAGAAAUUGAUGAAGUACGUUCCGAGUGGGCACAAUGCAUACAAGACUAUAUUUAUAACUAGCUUUGAGAUCUUACUAGAGUGUUGCUGCUAUAAUGUUGAGACAUAAGAAAAGGGAGAAAGCUGGGUUUGCAAGCUAAGUCUAUGAAAUUCUAUAUGCAGAAAAUGGACCAGUACGUGAAGAUUGUUGUGGUCUGAUAAACUUAAUUUUGUGGUCUCAUCUUUUGUGGUUGUGGUCUGAUAAACUACUUGUGGUCAUGUUUGGAUAGCUUGUAGUAAUUGUAGAAGUUUAUAAACUUAACUUAAGUGAAUAUACAUAUAUGUUGUACCAGUUUUUGAUUGAGACAAGAUGUAUAAAAGAUAACUGAAUGUAUAUAUGUUGAAAACUGUUUUUGUGACUGUAUAUAUGUUGUACCAGUUUAUGUGCAAAAAUAUUAUAUUGUUUUAUC